Messenger RNA from Malania oleifera, 1505 nucleotides. Its product is annotated as outer envelope pore protein 16-3, chloroplastic/mitochondrial. The transcript is spliced from 3 exons. Gene Ontology annotation, cellular component: TIM22 mitochondrial import inner membrane insertion complex. The record is from RefSeq and is a predicted model, not a curated record. Gene Ontology annotation, molecular function: transmembrane protein transporter activity. The coding region runs from base 637 to 1113 and encodes 158 amino acids. Gene Ontology annotation, biological process: protein insertion into mitochondrial inner membrane. Lineage: Eukaryota; Viridiplantae; Streptophyta; Magnoliopsida; Santalales; Ximeniaceae.
AAUCUUGAUAACGAUCGAACGACGUCGUUUUAGCUGAGGAAGGCUGCUAGUCCCUUUGUAACGAGGUGGGGACGAUGGAGUCCUGAGACUCGGCACUCGGCAAUCCACUUCCUUUCCAGUUUUCUUCUGUCAUCACAUACGGCAGUAGUCUCAGCUGGGAAAAUGAUUUUGGCAAGUAUAAUUUUUAAAAUGUAAGGCAACGAGGUAUGGCAGCUUUAUUUGUGUAUUGAAUAUUAUCCCAUUCCCCCUCUUAUUAAUUGUACCUGCCAGGGAUUUCUUUGGUUGCUCAGAAUAUGUUCAGAAAGAAAAAAAGAAAAAAAAAAUUAAAAUUUUGUUUACUGAAAUAAUUUAAUUUUUUUAAAGCUAAAGGCAGGGAAAAAAAAAGAGAAAGAAAAAAAAAAAACAAUAAGAACAAUCAAUCUGACCAUUAUAUAUUUGUUAGGAUUAACUAAGAAUUGAUAUUUAUUAUUUUAACAAUAACAGAUUUAAAGAUGAAUUCAAAUUUGUUUUUUCUUUUCCUACAUUUCUUUUCCUGGGGUAAAGAUUGUAUUGGAAACCACAUUCUGUAAUGAGUUGUGAUGAUAUGGCUGUUAUUCAGCUGUUAAUCUUUGACCAGUUCCAAGUUAGAACGAAGUUAUGGAUCCUUCUGAAGUUAGGUAUUUCGAAGAUGAAGAUACUCCAACAGUGAAAACAAUGAAGGCUGCAACUACAGGUUUUGUUGCUGGAAGCAUUUGGGGGACCAUUGUUGCUACAUGGUAUGAUGUGCCUCGUGUGGAGAGGAGUGUUGCACUCCCAGGGCUGAUAAGGACUUUGAAGAUGAUGGGUAGCUAUGGAAUGACAUUUGCUGCAAUUGGAGGAGUUUACAUUGGUGUUGAUCAGUUGUUGGAGAAGCAUAGAAUGAAGAGAGACUCUAUCAAUGGAGCUGUUGGUGGGUUUGUCGCUGGUGCUUCUAUUCUUGGUUUUAAAGGAAGGAGCAUUUCAACAGCAAUUUCUGCAGGAACAGCACUUGCUGUCACUUCUGCUGUGAUUGAUGCUGGGAGUCAAACCACUAGAAUAGACACCGGUAAGGAGUACUACCCUUAUACCACCAAAAAAAGAACCUCUGUCAAUUGAUAACCUCUCCUUGCUGCCAUGGAUGAGGAAGAUGUUGGCAUGUCAAUCAGAGAGAUGAUUUUCUGUACUGGCUGUAUGUUUGUCUAUGGAGUUGUAAGCAUAUGUAAUUUUACUUCAAAGUUUUCAAGGCCGCAAAGGAUGAUUUGAAUAAGUAUGCCUCUUUCAUUUUUUCCUCAACAGUAUGUUAGUAGAUGAUGUUUAUCGGUUUGAGAGCAUUCUACUGCUUGUGAUUAUUGACAUGAAAAUGAGGGUGAAAGUUAUCCUUAUUCUGCUUCCUGGAAAAUGUGGAACUGAUUUUGUGGUGGAGAAUGCAUUUUCCUUCCAACAUUUUUUGAAGGAUUGCAAUCCUAAGCAUAAUUAUUGAAAUUCAAUGCCCUGACAUAGUUAAUCCA